Paramecium sonneborni is the source of this 483-nucleotide messenger RNA. The record is from the annotation of a GenBank genome assembly. Lineage: Eukaryota; Ciliophora; Oligohymenophorea; Peniculida; Parameciidae.
AUGUAUAUGAGAUAUCACUAUGAACCUAAAUCUCAUAUGAAACAAUCUGAUUUAAAAUUGUACUCCCAUCAUUCACACACUCCAAGCCUACCUUUAUUAGUUAGUUAAUAACUAAGUCCGGUGAAAGAAAAAUCACCAUAAUUAAGUAAAAUGGGAGAACAGAUUUUAAAGUAAUGGGGAUUUUUCCCUGAUAUUGCACCUACAACGAGAAAAGAAAUAAAUACAGAACACUUUAAAUCAGAAAAAAAGUUUAAAGAUAAAUUUGAUGACCUUUUAUAUAAUCUCAAUACUGAAAGGCCAAAAUAUCUGAAUAAUCAUGAUUAUUACCAAAAUGAUUUUAAUCUUAAAAAGUCUGUACAUUUCAACAAUGUAGUUACAGUGAAGGACAUUGAAGGUCAAGUUUCAUAAAAAGAAAUAAAACUAUUUUCAAGAAAUAAGAGAAGAUAAAGAACUAAACUUGAAAAUUAGACUGUGAUUAGUUGA